Messenger RNA from Aspergillus clavatus NRRL 1, 1554 nucleotides. Its product is annotated as transcription factor domain-containing protein. The record is from RefSeq and is a predicted model, not a curated record. The transcript has 4 exons. Bases 1 to 1554 code for a protein of 517 amino acids. Gene Ontology annotation, biological process: DNA-templated transcription. Lineage: Eukaryota; Fungi; Ascomycota; Eurotiomycetes; Eurotiales; Aspergillaceae. Gene Ontology annotation, molecular function: zinc ion binding; DNA binding.
AUGGCCUCAAACACCCAUCCAGAUCAUCUUGAUCCACUUGAACUGGAGAUAUUGAACCGGCGAAAUGCCUUUGAUCUACCACCAAGGACGGUCUGUGACGCUCUUGUAGACGUGUUCUUCAAGUGGAUCUCACCGGUUCUUCCUGUAGUCAAUAAUCAUGACUUCAUGCGAAAAUACAAUGACCCUCAAAACCCCCCAUCAAUUCUUCUACUUCAAGCUAUGUUGAUGGUAGCAUCCAGGUACUACCAUGACGAGAGCUCUCAAGGAUGUGGAAUAUCGCCACGUAUCUGCUACAAGAAGGUAAAAGCUUUAUAUGACGCUGGCUACGAGAGCGACUCUACCGCGAUUCUCCAGGCUGUGGUCUUGUUGGGUGUGUUUUGGGAUGGGCCAGAUGGUAGGGAAACAUAUGCACUACUUUCCCCAGAGAACCAGAGCAUCUGGAAGCGUAUCUGGUGGACGCUCUAUACCCGCGACCGCUCGGUGGCUGCAGCGUUUGGUCGUCCGCUUCACAUCAAUGCCGAGGAUUGCACAGUGGAAACGUUGACGGGGAAAGACUUUAUUGAGUACGACGAGCAAACCGGCAUCCGACAGCCUACGGAUGAUACGGCGGCUCAAUUUUUUAUCCAAUAUGUGAAGCUCUGCCAACUCAUGGACUUGGGUCUAUGUCUGAAACUAUCGUCAAGAUCAACGCAGGAAAGCCGAACGAGAGGGGCAGCCCAGUGUGAGCUCGGCCUCAACGAAUGGCUCACCGAUUGUCCUUUCGAGCUCCAGUGGCGACAGUCCCGACAUGGCUUCUGGCCAGCGAUGCUAUGCUCAACUUUUUAUACGAUUGUAUGCCAGCUACAUCUCUUAAAAGCACCCUACUCUUCGCAAGAAUCCCAGAGUUCGGCCUUCCAUGCUGCCUCGACCGUUAUCUCUAUCCUCGAGACACUUCAAUCGAGGGACGAACUCAAAUACACACCUUCGUUCAUAAUCUGCCAUGCUGUAGUAUCUUUCGUCACGCUCAAAUGUCAAAUGGAAGCCACAGUGCCGUCGCUCUUGCAUGCCAUUAGACUGAAGUUGGAAGCGAAUCUUGACAUGCUUGGAGCCUUAGCUCCAACAUGGCCGAUUGCAUCAAUGUUUGUGGAGCUCUUUCGUUCGAUGACUGGGCCAGAACAAUUUAGUCCGCUAUUAUCAGUUGCGACAGAUAAUUGCAGAAAGCGCGCACGUGGAGAGGAAGAUGGAGGCACUGUUCCCUCUCGAUCUACAGGCCCCUUCAAAAGACCGAAGGUGCAGCAGGUGAUUCUCCCACAGACCAAAGUCGUCCUUCAAAUCCUGCAGCGGGAAGCCCAGAGACGGCUUCCUUUAUCCAGCUCACUUCAAAAUGCAUCGCAUCAGGAAAGUGAACGAAAGCAUCUCGGUGCUAAUUUUGAUAACAAACAUUCUACGCCAUCUGAUGAGGUUGAACCAGAGCCAGAAAAUUACGACGCGUCAACAAUAUUGCAGAGCUUACGGCAGGUGAUUGAGAUCGCCAAAUCAACUUCUCUCCAUUUUCAGGAUGGCAAUGUCUCGUGA